Eriocheir sinensis (Chinese mitten crab) is the source of this 2739-nucleotide messenger RNA. RefSeq names its product cellular tumor antigen p53-like. The transcript is spliced from 9 exons. The record is from RefSeq and is a predicted model, not a curated record. The coding region runs from base 169 to 1446 and encodes 425 amino acids. Gene Ontology annotation, biological process: apoptotic process; regulation of transcription by RNA polymerase II. Lineage: Eukaryota; Metazoa; Arthropoda; Malacostraca; Decapoda; Varunidae. Gene Ontology annotation, cellular component: nucleus. Gene Ontology annotation, molecular function: DNA-binding transcription factor activity, RNA polymerase II-specific; RNA polymerase II cis-regulatory region sequence-specific DNA binding.
AGGGGAGUGCUUGUCAAGGGUUAAGGACUUCCUCUCUCCUCGGUGCACUUCCCGUCCCCGUGACCGUGAUCCUCGGGUGGUGGUGCUGAGGCCCGGGGGUGGAUGUGACGGGUAGAGGACGUGUACCCCGGUGUUCAUCUUAUAGGCUUGCUUGAAACGGAUAGCACAAUGAAGGAGAACCAGCAGGAUCCAGAGCCCCUAUUUGACGAGGCAGAUUACCUGCUACUUCGCAAUGAUUCCCUUCUGAACCGCAUGGGCUCCAACAACUUUGCUUCCAUCAUUGAGGGUCCCGCCGUGCCAGCACCUGAAAACGAUGUCUCUCUGCAACAGCUCCAGCAUCAGCCAUUCCAGCUGCCUCAACAGCAGCAAAUGCCAGAGGUUCCGUUCCUCCAAGACACAGGCAUCAGCGACCCUCUGUUUAUUGGCAGUGACUUACUGACAUUUUCUCCGAGUGAACUACAUCUGGAUCCAACUGAGAGCUGGAACCAAGUGGAAAUGCUCCAAUGUGAGAAUGAGAAUGACAACCUGAGCUCACUUCUGGCUCCUGAGGCUCCAGUGGCUAGAGUUGAUGGGAACAGCAGCACAUCCCGCCUUCCUGAUAGUACACCAACCCAGAAAGUGCCCUCUCUCCAAGCCUGGCCUGGGCAGUAUGGCUUUGAGAUCUCUCUCCCUGUUGAGAACAAGGAUAGAAAUAAGUGGUGCUUCAGCACAGAAAAAAAUAAACUGUACCUGUGCCCUUAUGUUGCUGUUCCAGUAAAUGUAAAGUUGCUGCAGUUCAUAGAUGCCUCCAUCACCAUCACGCCAGUCUUCAAGGACAGUCGUCACCGUGUACAUCCUGUGGUGACGUGCUACAACUGCAAAAGCAAAAUGGAGAGUGAUAACAAGGAUCACAUGGUCAUGGUGGAGGGAGUGGAAGGUGACUAUAAGAUGGUCAAUGAGCGCUUUGUGGUGUCUGUGCCCCUCCACCCUCCACCCCCUGGUGAGGCGGCCUCCACCCUGUUGGUGAGAAUGAAUUGCCUCACAUCCUGUGUUGGGGGACCUAACAGGAGACCAUUCUGCCUUGUGUUCACCCUACAUGACAAUGCAGGGAUAGUCAUUGGGCGCCAGAUUCUAGAUUUGAAGUGUUGCAAGUGUCCAUCUCGUGACCUGUUACAUGAAGAAAAGACUGCACUGAGAGGUCAAGAGUGUGCUCUUCCGAGUCACCUCCCUGGGGACCGUGUGCAAGCUCCAAAGAGAAAGGCACCAACAACUACCACUGAGAAGAAGCGUGUCAUCGUCAAGCUGGAGCCGGAGCCGGCAACGGAGCGGCGCAUCGAACAUGUUACGGUCCCUGAUGAGUUUUGGUCCGAGGUGAAGAUGUAUGUUAAGACCCUCGUCCUUGCAGAUUGUGCGCGUCAAAACAAGUCUGACAAAUCUGACAUUUUGCUGUUGUUAGAUGAAAAUUAGAAAAUAAUCGUUGAAGAUGUGUUGAUCAGCAAAAAGUACCUGCAGCACUGCCAGACCAUAGAAUUACAAAGGUGCAAGUUUUCUUGAUGUCUCAAAGUCUGGGUUAGCUAGUUCUCACUUACGAAUUUCACCUUUAUUAGAGAUAGGAGUAUAUGCAUUAUUUGUUCACUGAAAGCAAUGGUUAUUUCCUUUAAAAUGUUUUGGCACUUUUAAUGGGUUCCUGACAUUCUGGUAAAAGCAACAGAACAUUUGGUAAUUUUAUUGAGGAGAAAUGAGCACUUUCCCUUUACUGCACUCCUGCAGUGUGAAAUGAUUUUUUGUAAAAAAAAAAGAAAAAAAAAGAAGAAUCUUUGUUAGUCUACUUGAAUAGUAAAUGAGCCAGUCAUUGUGUCUGAAAACAUUUUCACAAGGAAUAUGCCAGGAAAACAUAUGAAGUAAAAGUAUGAAAGAGUUAUUCUAAGCCUACCAGGACUUUCCUGUAUUUUUAGUUUACUGCAUUUAAUUUUCCCAGAUAAUGCAGAGGACAGUUAUUUGGGACUGAUAUAACUAAGCAUGCCUAACUCAAUCUCUUAAGUAGUAUUAGUUGGGGUGUAUCCUUGGUAAUUUUCCAUUAUGUGCAUUUGAUUUCCUGGAGUAUUGCAUAUUACAAUGAAUAAUUCAUAGUAAUAUAAAAUAUUAUUGUAGUUUUUAGAAUACUAUACAUGAAUUAUAAUAAUACUUUUCUCUGAACAAUUUGGUUAUUUUAAGAAUUUUUUGUAUCCAUUCAUUGUUAGAAAUUUUUGAGCAAUUUCAUCUCUUUUCAUACAUCUAUGAAUAUUUUCCAUAUUUGAGAAAGGCUGUUUUAUGAUAGGUUGCAAUUUUUGUACCAUAAAGGGGUGUGUUGUUAACAACUUAUUAAUUAUAAUUUUCUAGUACCUUUUGAUGAGUUCAAAUUGUCAUUAUUUUAAGAAUUUUGUUCUCCAUUGAGGGAUAGAAUUUGCAAGGCAAAUUUCAUCUCUUCCUUCAAUUACUGAUUUUUUUCUUAUAUUCAUUUUAUCAUGAUCAUAAGUUACUUAAAUUCUGUAACUUAUUUCUGUUUCCUGUAAUUUUGUUUUAUUUAUCAUUGUUGGUGAUCAUUUAAAAAAAUUUCCAUUCAAUCCUCAAUCCAUUUUCAUGAAAUCAAUUUUAUAGUUAUGUAGUAGUUGCACUAUUCCAUAUAAAAUACAUUCUGCAAACCUGCUGAAAUGUUUGAAGUAAUUAUUUUUGUAUUUUAAAAUACACUUGAGAAAAUAAGAAAAAUUAUGCAGGUAAGAA